Nerophis lumbriciformis (worm pipefish) is the source of this 2367-nucleotide messenger RNA. RefSeq names its product ubiquitin-conjugating enzyme E2, J1 (gene ube2j1). Lineage: Eukaryota; Metazoa; Chordata; Actinopteri; Syngnathiformes; Syngnathidae. The record is from RefSeq and is a predicted model, not a curated record.
UAGCCGAAAUCGAAACGAAUUCUUAAGAUAUCACUUUUUGACACCUGGAUUCAGACAUAUCGUCACCCAGGUCCGAGCGAAAGGUCCGCAGAGAGAGUUUGAGCAGACGUCCUGCUAGCCUGCUUAGAACUGAAGACUCGACUAUAUUAACCACAGAGCUAACUUAAGCUAACGUAGUGGAGCGCUCGUUAACGUCGUAUUAGACCACAGCUACAACUAUAUUAUCUCAUUAUCUUUCGAGCGCUUAAAGUUGUCUAUAAUGGAAAAUAAAUAUAACCUAAAGAGUCCAGCGGUAAAGCGAUUGAUGAAAGAAGCUGCUGAAUUGAGAGAUCCCACAGAACACUACCAUGCCCAACCAUUGGAAGAUAACCUUUUUGAGUGGCAUUUUUCCGUACGUGGUCCCCCGGAUUCAGAUUUUGAUGGUGGAGUUUACCAUGGCAGGAUUGUGCUUCCCCCGGAGUAUCCGAUGAAGCCUCCCAGCAUCAUCCUUCUUACGCCAAAUGGAAGAUUUGAAGUUGGGAAGAAGAUUUGUCUGAGCAUUUCUGGUCACCAUCCAGAGACAUGGCAGCCUUCAUGGAGCAUACGAACUGCUCUGAUUGCCAUAAUUGGAUUCAUGCCAACUAAAGGAGAGGGUGCAAUUGGAUCUCUUGAUUACACACCAGAAGAGAGGAGGGUCCUCGCAAAAAAGUCCCAGGACUUCUGCUGUGAGACAUGCAACUCUUCAAUGCACUCAGCACUCCUGGCUUUGACCCCCGACAGCAGUCCAAGCCCAGGGGACCACAUGGCAGAGGAGCUAGCCCAACAAAUUAACUUCAAGACAGAAUCCAGUUCAUUAGGUCAGCAGUCAAGAGAGAGUGAAGAUGCCAGCAGUGAGGCUUCCAUUCUUACCUCCACUUCUGCAGUCCAGGAAGCAGGAGAUGGGCCUCUGACUGAGCAGGUAGAGGCAGCACCAGCUCCUGAAGUGGAGAGACCACCUACUCCUCGUCCUCUCAGUCCUCGGCAGCGUCAUGUCCAACAGGACCAAAGAGACAACAUUAGGCCGGCCUUCAUUGCAGCCACUCGCCAGCCACACAAUGAAAGUCACGCCGGCUCAGCUGUCCUAAUAGUGUUGCUCACAUUCGCCCUUGCUGCUCUUAUCUUCCGUCGGAUUUACCUGGCUCAUGAGUACAAGUUUGAUUAUGAGCUGUGACCUUCAAGCUUUUCUGUUUUCUUAGUCCGGCCGCCAUGCCACCAAUGAUCAGCCAAAGUUAUCCCUGAGGUUGCGUGGUCCCUGGAAGUGACGUCUGCUGUUCUCUUUUCUCCUUUUUAGGCCCUUUUCAUGCCGCUUAUCAGUAACUACAGCACCUUGCACCCUGCCCUCAUGUUUUUUAAGGGAAGUAAUAUAAUUGUGUUUAACAAUCACACAAUUAUCCCUACAUUUUUAAUCCGACAUUUAAAGUUUGCAUUCACACUUACGGCUCAGUACUCUGGUCCGGACCGAAAGUAUAACGUUGCAGUUUGGUGCAUUUCGCUCAGCGUUCACACUGGUAUUAUUGUCGUUGUAAAUCACAUGCGUCAAACGCAAGGCCCGGGGGCCAGAUCCGGCCCGACAUCUCAUUUAAUGUGGCCCGCGAAUAAUGCCGAUACUUCAUCGUUGUUUUCAUUGUUUCUGUAAUGUAAAUGGUCUGUUUAUAUGCAUGCACAUUAUACGUAACAUUCACCCAAUAACACACACAUUCACACACUGAUGUCGUGCAAGGCGCUACCUACGAGCCAUCAGGAGCAAGGACACAAUGGCCAUGACUCGGAUGGCGGAAGCUGGAUUCAAACCAGGAACCAUCUGAGCCGCCCCAUUGGGACCAAAGGUUAUGCUGUAAACAAAAUAUGUUUGAACUAACUUAAUUGGGCAGCUUUUCUGACUUAUUAACUGAUGUAACUCAAAUGUUCCAAACCAAAAUAUACCUUUAAAGAGUCGGAGAGCAGAGAAACAGCACUUUUAAUUCGAUUGCUUUUAGUUGCUUUAUUUUAAUGCUAGAGCCGUGUCUUUGCACCAGUGCUCCCUUGCAACAAACUAAGACUCAUCUUUCAUGCGGUCUUUCAAGGUUGGGCUGAUUGCUUUCUCACAAAUGAACUGGACUCGCACAGCAAGCGCACCAGAGUUCAAUUGAAGUGAACAUUGCAAAUGUGAGUGCACCCUUAAUGUCAAGGGUGAAGUUCAAACUUGUGUUGUUGUUGUGAAGAUACUUUUGGGUGGAGUAGAACAUGCUGCUCAGAUGAUUGUCAACUAAUAUUCUUAAUCAUGUCAUGAUUCAUUUAAAAAACACAGCAUUAACCACAGUAGUAGAGUCAGCAAGAUGUUUUUUUAAAUAAAUUGCCAUUGAAACAGAA